AUGAAGAAAUUAUUUUCCCCACCAAAACCUUCAAUGGGGAAAUCAUCAUCAUUCAAGAAUCCAUGGAUCGAAGAAGAUACAAAUUCAAAAAUAAUAGGUUAUAAGAAGUUAAAUGUCUCAGAUAUCAUUACAAAUUUUGAAACUGAUUCAAAAGCAAGUAAAAUGGAAGAAUUAAAAGAUGAAUUACAAUUUAGAAUCAUACGAAAUGAUAAUUGCUCUCAAUCAUUGAUGUGGUUACUAGAAGCAAGAAAUAUUUUCAUGUGCCAGCUAUCAAACAUGUCACAAGAUUACAUAUCUGAGCUUGUUUUCAAUCGUUAUCAUAAAACUCUUAUCAUUAUUUAUCAAGGCGUCGUUGUUGGCGGAAUUUGUUUUAGAGAAUUCGAAAAAUUUGCAGAAAUAGCAUUUUGUGCAGUCGGAAACAAGUUUCAUAUCAAUGGUUUUGGCUCAUACAUGAUGGCACUUUUUAAAACUUACUUACAGACAGUUGGAAUUCUUAAUAUUUUUACAUAUGGCGAUGAUACAGCAUUAGUUUUCUUUCACAGACAUGGAUUCUCAAAACAUACUGGCUUACAGUCUUCUGAAUGGAAAGGAUACUUAAAAGAUUACGUAAAUGCAACUUUACUAACAUGCAAGAUUAAUCCUCAAAUAGAUUACACAAUGAUACAUGCAGCUCUUGAUGCAAUGCUUAAUACAAUCGAAAAAGAGCUCGGUAUGAGUAAAAUUAACAGAGUAACGGAAUUUCCUUUUACCAGAAUUGAAGGUUUUAUGGUUGACCAAAGGCCAAAUCGUGUUGUCGAAGAUAAAAAUAUGUCUGCUGCUUUCGCCGCACUUUUGAAUUAUUCCAAAGCUGAUUUGUUUUGGAAAGUACCACAACAAGAGCUGGGUUCAGAGUAUUCAUUAUCUAAGGUUUAUAAAAAUCUAAUUAAGAAUACUUAUCAUUCUUAUGAAGAAUUUUCGAAUGAUGUGAUCAAAGUAUUUCAGUCAGUUAUAGAUAAUUCGCCUGACACAAAUACAUUCACUAAAGCAGCCAAGAAAGUUAUUGAAAAAGCCCAAGAAAUUUUACAAAAAUACAAACCAUAG
Messenger RNA from Trichomonas vaginalis G3, 1080 nucleotides. RefSeq names its product histone acetyltransferase protein. The record is from RefSeq and is a predicted model, not a curated record. The transcript has a single exon. Gene Ontology annotation, biological process: chromatin remodeling; positive regulation of transcription by RNA polymerase II. Lineage: Eukaryota; Parabasalia; Trichomonadida; Trichomonadidae. Gene Ontology annotation, cellular component: histone acetyltransferase complex. The coding region runs from base 1 to 1080 and encodes 359 amino acids. Gene Ontology annotation, molecular function: histone H3 acetyltransferase activity; protein binding.